Messenger RNA from Condylostylus longicornis, 2331 nucleotides. It is a transcript of the gene vg, whose product is annotated as protein vestigial. Gene Ontology annotation, biological process: regulation of transcription by RNA polymerase II. The record is from RefSeq and is a predicted model, not a curated record. Gene Ontology annotation, cellular component: nucleus. The transcript is spliced from 8 exons. The coding region runs from base 1138 to 2193 and encodes 351 amino acids. Lineage: Eukaryota; Metazoa; Arthropoda; Insecta; Diptera; Dolichopodidae.
AUAUUUAAUGAUUGAUUUGACUACAUUAACCAGUUUCUGUCAAAAAUAUUUAUUGGAUUAACGAGCCAAUUCAAAUUUAUUAAGUAUUUUACAUACCAUAUGAGAAUAAUUUAAUGUAAGACAAGAGAAUCUCAAAUUUCAUUUCAUGACAAUUAUGGAAAAAUUAUCACAUAUUAAAUUCUAAGAAUUCAAGGAGAAGGAUUAAAUAACAUUUAAAAUUGUGCUAGAAUUAUUUAUAAUUAACUUAUCUAGGCUACAUUCAUUCAUAUAAAUUGGAUUUCCCACGGUAAUGAAGUAUGAUUACGUUUUUCCAGCUUCAUAUAAAAGAGUUUUCCAAAAUAAAUUUGUAAAAUCGUUAAAAAAUAAUUAGGAAAAAUUAAAUAUUUUAAAAUAGUAUAGAUAAUACCGAAAAUUGUGGUAACCUACUUCCUCUACACUACACGAAUCUCAAAUACUCGUAUAUUUAACAAAUUUUUUUAUGAAAGUGUGGGGUGCAUCUAUUUCCAUCCGCUUAAUACUUUUAAAAUAAAUAGAACGUUUAAUGUUCGUUAAUGGCAUUUUUACCUGAAACCGGCUACCGGUAACGUUAUGGUAUAUAAAGAUCAUCUACAAUUCAAUUAUUUAAUGCCAAGGUGAAAACGUAAAAAAAAAUAUUUGUAAAAAAAUAAUUCACAAUUAAUCAAAAAAAAAAAACAAAUAAAAAAAAAAUAAAAAAAAUUCAAAAAUUUAAAAUUAAAAAUUAAAAAAAAUUGACAGUUUUCAAAAAAAAAAAAGUUUGAAAGGAAAAUAAAUUUUAAAUUUUUACAAUAGUGUUAAAAUAUUAAGGAUUUAAUUAACGUGGUUUUGAAACAAUAAAAUGCUGCAACACUAAUUGUCACAACAAUAAUAAAAAUAUUAAAAUAAAAAGUGCAUUUGGUUUGUCGAGUAACAAAAUUAAUUAAAAAUUAAUUUUAAUUUAAAAAUAUUCAAGUAAAAGAAAUAAUUAUAAAAAAAAAAAUAAAUACAAAAAAAAUAAAAAUCUGUGAUUAACAUUUGUGUGUGCAAUGUGCAUAAAUUUUAUUUGAGGACAAAGUGUGUAAUUGUGAUUUGAAUUUGAAAUAAAAUAAAAAAUAAAACUGUGUAUGUUUUAAUACCGAAAUGGCAGUAUCCUGCCCGGAAGUUAUGUACGGUGCUUAUUAUCCAUAUUUAUACGGCAGAGCCGGACCUAGUAGAUCAUUUUAUCAAUAUGAAAGGUUUAAUCAAGACUUAUAUUCAUCAUCUGGUGUUCCCUUAGCAGCAUCAUCUAGUGCAUCUGGUAGUUCACAUUCACCAUGUAGUCCUAUUUUACCAUCAAGUGUAACAGCAAAUGCAGCAGCAAUAGCAGCUGCAGCAUCACAUAAUGUUGCAGCAGCUAGUACUACAAUACCAACAUUACCAAUUGGUAGUAGCGGUGGUGGUAGUGGUAGUAAUAGCUCAAUACAUAGCCGUACAAUACAAACCAAAGAAGAAGAUAUUAGUACAGGUAGAAGUGAUAAUGAUGGGGCAAUAAUCGGGUCACAUCAUAAUGACUCAUCAUGUUCAUCUGGACCAGAUUCACCUCAUCAUCAUGGAGGUGGGAAUGGUGGAGGUGCAUCAUCAUCAAAAGAACAUCAUUUAGAUGGAAGUUCAACGGGCCGAGCACAAUAUAUUUCCGCAUCCUGUGUAGUUUUCACACAUUAUACUGGUGAUACAGCAAGUGUAGUUGAUGAACAUUUUUCUAGAGCACUUAAUUUUAGUAAUAAAGAUAGUAAAGAAACAAGUAGUCCUAUGUCAGCUAGAAAUUUCCCACCUUCGUUUUGGAAUAGUAAUUACGUACCUCCGGCUCCUGUUUCAACUCAUCCACAGUUUUUUCAUAAUUUCCAGGUUUCUGAUUUAUAUUCAGCGGAUGGAAGUUAUACAACAGAUCCAUGGGUACCGCAUGCAGCACAUUAUGGUUCAUAUGCACAUGCUGCUCACGCACAUGCAGCACAUGCACAUGCCUAUCAUCAUGCAAAUAUGGCACAAUAUGGUAGUUUACUUAGGUUACCUCAGCAAUAUGGACAUGGAACAAGAUUACAUCAUGACCAACAAACAGCGCAUGCCUUAGAAAGUGCAGCUGCAUAUUCAAGUUAUCCGACAAUGGCCGGACUAGAAGCUCAAGUUCAAGAAUCUUCAAAGGAUCUAUAUUGGUUCUAAAACUAUAAUAUUAUUAUUAAAAAAAAAAUUAAAUUUAAAAUUAAAAAUUAACAAAUGAAAUUUUUUUUAUUUAAUUCUUUAGACACUUAGUUUGCAUAUAAAUUUAGUUAGAAACCAAUUGAAUUAGUGAUGCUAAUA